UUAAUAAAUAUUAAAUAGGUGGAAUGAGGAACGACUUUGGGAGGUACCUGUAGGAAAUGUUAUGACAUACAGGGAUGAGCUGGAUGGCUUACUGGAGAGUCAGGUAAUAUGGGAACCAUACACUGCAGAGAUUCGUGCUCAGGUUCCAGAGAUAUGCACUUCAGGUCAGGACACUUGGCUCUCCAGAGUUCCUUUGAUCAGUUGGAAAAGGGUUGAGUGGCAUCUCCCUGAUCGAGUACUACGACAAUUUGGAUACUGCCCUUCCACUGAUAUCAUGCCAAUGGAUCCUAGUUUUGUAAGAGUUGAUGGACGUGGUAAGUCAGAUACUGAUUGGGCAUUGUAUCACCAGGCAAGUAUUGCACUAUGGGAGAGCAGGAGAGCAUACAUUGUUACUUGAGAGAUUCAUGGGUUGGACUAUGAUUAUAAGGUGAAGCAAUACUUAGCAUGG
Molecule: messenger RNA, 448 nt
Organism: Dendrobium catenatum
Lineage: Eukaryota; Viridiplantae; Streptophyta; Magnoliopsida; Asparagales; Orchidaceae
Product: serine/threonine-protein phosphatase 7 long form homolog
Exons: 2
Coding region: 62-397 (111 amino acids)
Source: RefSeq, a predicted model, not a curated record